Messenger RNA from Anopheles funestus (African malaria mosquito), 791 nucleotides. Its product is annotated as putative nuclease HARBI1. The record is from RefSeq and is a predicted model, not a curated record. Bases 27 to 791 code for a protein of 254 amino acids. NCBI's taxonomy places the organism in Eukaryota, Metazoa, Arthropoda, Insecta, Diptera, Culicidae. The transcript is spliced from 2 exons.
UCCCAGAAGUGUGCGACAGUCUGAUCAUGUUUCUGUGCAAAUAUGUUAAGCUUCCGUCGACGCGUGAAGACUGGCUCAAGGUUUCGGAUGAAUUUUCAUCCAAAUGGAAGUUCCCUCAUGCUAUCGGAGCCAUCGACGGAAAACAUGUUCCUAUUAAAGCGCCUGCCAAUAGUGGUUCUGAUUACUUCAACUACAAGCAGUUUUUUAGUGUCGUGCUGUUAGCAAUUGUAGAUGCAAACUGCAAUUUUAUGUAUGCAGAUGUGGGAUGCAAAGGACGAAUUUCAGACAGUGGGAUUUUACGUACCUCACGUCUUUUCGGUUUGCUCGAAAGAAAUGAAUUAAACAUCCCAGAAGCUGAAGUGCUACGAGAUUCUUCUUCCCUUAGAAUCCCGUAUAUGUUCCUGGGUGACAAAGCUUUUGCGUUUACAAACUAUUGUAUUCGCCCUUUCGGUGGCACGACGGCAAGUGGAUCGGUGGAACGUGUGUUCAACGAUCGUCAUUCAAAGGCACGCCGAACUGUUGAAAUGGCAUUUGGUAUUUUAAGUGCAAGGUUUCGCGUGCUUAGAAAACCAAUGGAAUUGAACCCGCUUACGGCCAGUAAAAUAGUUCUGACCACCGUUUAUUUGCACAAUUUCAUUCGCCGGGCAGAGUCGACCAGAAUCCACGACAGAGAACCGCAACAAGGAGAGAGCAAUUUCACGGAGUUACGCGGAAUUACGCAACGCACAACAAAUCAAUUAUUGCAAAUCCGAUUACAUUUGGCUAAUGGAUUCGCCAACGGAACAAUAUAA